Messenger RNA from Felis catus (domestic cat), 514 nucleotides. RefSeq names its product ATP synthase F1 subunit epsilon (gene ATP5F1E). Gene Ontology annotation, cellular component: mitochondrial inner membrane. Lineage: Eukaryota; Metazoa; Chordata; Mammalia; Carnivora; Felidae. The coding region runs from base 128 to 283 and encodes 51 amino acids. Gene Ontology annotation, molecular function: proton-transporting ATP synthase activity, rotational mechanism. The transcript is spliced from 3 exons. Gene Ontology annotation, biological process: proton motive force-driven mitochondrial ATP synthesis. The record is from RefSeq and is a predicted model, not a curated record.
GAUUGGCAGGUCCGGAGUCCCGCCUCUUCCGGUUCACAGGCUUGACCUUCCUGCAGCUGGGCCGCGCACCGGGCCGACAUUGAGGCGUCCUCGCGAUUUGGCCCGACUCGCCCACUCUCGCGACAUCAUGGUGGCGUACUGGCGACAGGCUGGACUCAGCUACAUCCGAUACUCCCAGAUUUGUGCAAAAGCAGUGAGAGAUGCGCUGAAGACAGAAUUCAAAGCAAAUGCCGAGAAGACUUCUGGCAGCACCGUAAAAAUUGUGAAAGUGAAGAAGGAGUAAUCUGUGACAAAAACGAAUCGGGAGAGGAGAACCUGGUGGCCUGCAAGUAAAUAUUUCCUGCAGUGAAGGUCGGAGCAUCUUCCCAUUGCUGACUGACCACGGAUCAUAUAGUAUAGCUCAGUGGUCAUUCCAGAAGGCCAUUAAAGCCCUUAUGGGCCCGGAAGGGAUGGCUGUGCUGUAUGUCAGAAACAGGUAAACCUUAAUUAAAAAGUUAUGGAUGAUUCGAUUACA